This is a messenger RNA of Phaethon lepturus (White-tailed tropicbird), 1136 nucleotides long. Its product is annotated as SLAIN motif-containing protein-like. Lineage: Eukaryota; Metazoa; Chordata; Aves; Phaethontiformes; Phaethontidae. The annotation marks the transcript as partial. Gene Ontology annotation, cellular component: microtubule plus-end. Gene Ontology annotation, biological process: positive regulation of microtubule polymerization; cytoplasmic microtubule organization; microtubule nucleation. The transcript is spliced from 6 exons. The record is from RefSeq and is a predicted model, not a curated record.
CCAGUAGAUGGAAAAACCUGUAUUGCAGUCCAUUGGCAUCACCAAGCGCACAUAAUUUGAAUACAGAGACAGGCUCCUGUAGCAAUGCACUAAACUCUCCUGGGCAACUCAAAUCGACUAACAAAGCACUACUAACCUGUGGCAGCUCAGGUUAUUUGAGCAUGCAUUCUGCACUGAGCUCUCAGUCGUCUGUGGACAGCGAGCUGAGUACAUCCGAUGACUCCAUCUCUAUGGGAUACAAGCUGCAGGACUUGACCGAUGUCCAGGUUAUGGCACGCCUUCAGGAAGAAAGCCUCCGUCAGGAUUGUGCCUCCAGCUCGGCUUCUGUAUCGCGUCGCAGUUCCAGUGCCUCCCUUCACUCUCUGCGAAGAGGUACCUACAGUGACCAGGAGUUUGACACAUACAGCCUUGAGGAUGAGGAUGAUUACGAUUGUUCCCUGUCAUACCGUAGCGCUCACAGAUACUCACCAUCCCCGCUCAGCUCACCCCGAUGUCAGUCCCCUUCCUCCAGUGCAGAUUAUGGCAGGUCAUCUACUUCCCGUAUCCGUCCCCCAAGGAGAUCGGUGCAAAGUCCGAUGCAAGACCGGCUCAAGUACGCAAACAGUGAGGAGGAGAUGCGUCACAGCAUGCCCAACCUGGCCAGGACGAGCCUUCGAGCUUUGGAGUCUGUAAGGAGCAGUCGGAGCUUAGAGGCGGAUCUGCAGGUGCCAAGCAGUCGAAUUCCAAGAACUCAGCAGCGGUCAGCAGGUCUGGCUCCCAGUAAGCUCAGGUAUUCCUCCAGUGCUGGGCAAUCUCCCUUAACAGUGCGACAGCCGAUGAAGGCAGGGUCCUGCACAAACUCUCUGUUAACUCCCAGGCAGCCAGUAAAAGCCUGCAGUUACACAAGCUCUGUGAGCGGAGUUCGAAAACCACAGGCGCCUUCGCUUAGUACAGGCUCUUCCAGUAGCAGCUGCACUACCAGAAGCAGUAACGUGGCCACUGUGGCAAAAAAUUCGCCCCUUAAAGCACGCACAUCUGUUGGAGGAGUCUCGGGGCCCAAGAGCAAGCCGCCGCCACCACCAUCCAAGAGAUUUCUUCAGUCAGCACAGACCACUCAGGCCCCCGAGGACGACUCCUGGAAGGAGGGGUGUUACUGA